AUGCCGAUCAAGUGGACCUCGGAGUUGGAUGCCAUCCUUCUCCACGGCGUCUUCGAAGAAUGCAACAUCUCCUUCAACAAGACCCUUUGUACCAAGAUCGCUGAGCGCGUUUCUGCCGCUGGCAUGGAAUGCACAGCCAAAGCUGUCGAGAACCGCUUGUACUCGUGGAAGAAGAAGAAUGUCUCCGGCCAGACCAACCUCAAUUCCGCCACCAACACGCCGUCCAAGUCCUCCGCUGCGAACACCCCAAAGUCCACUCCACGUCCCCGCGCCAAGGCCACUCCUCGCAAGAAGAAGCAAGUUUCUGAGGACGUCGACAGCGAUGGCCCUUCCGGGCUUGUCGAUGAUGAUGAGGUCUUGAGUCCCACCGCUGCGAGGGGUAAACGUGGUAUCAGCGGCGGCGUAAAGAGGGAGGUUGAGUACAAGGAGAGUGAUGCGGAAGAUGAGGGAGAGGUGGAGGAAGAUUAUGUUCCAAUGGCGAAGAGGGUCAAGGCUGAGCCGGUUGAAAACGACGAGAUCUUCUGCGAUGACUUGGUUGAAGACGAGGUCUGAGGAGUUUGCUAGGUGCAUGUGUCAGUGGUGGGAGGUGGAUGAUGCUGAGUGCUCAGGUUCGAUGAGCGCAUUCAAGAACGAGAGUUGUCGUUUGCUGUUUGACGCAGAGUAGCGGCGUGGCUUUGAGUGUUCUGGAUGGUGCAUGCCUUGAAGGCGACCAUAUGUAGAGUCUGAGCUCGGAUC
This is a messenger RNA of Alternaria alternata, 735 nucleotides long. RefSeq lists its product as hypothetical. Lineage: Eukaryota; Fungi; Ascomycota; Dothideomycetes; Pleosporales; Pleosporaceae. The coding region runs from base 1 to 552 and encodes 183 amino acids. The record is from RefSeq and is a predicted model, not a curated record. The transcript has 3 exons.